Anoplopoma fimbria (sablefish) is the source of this 1153-nucleotide messenger RNA. It is a transcript of the gene ube2t, whose product is annotated as ubiquitin-conjugating enzyme E2T (putative). Lineage: Eukaryota; Metazoa; Chordata; Actinopteri; Perciformes; Anoplopomatidae. The record is from RefSeq and is a predicted model, not a curated record. The coding region runs from base 362 to 946 and encodes 194 amino acids. The transcript is spliced from 8 exons.
UAAGUGAAAGACAAACUACAGAACAGAGAAGCGCGUGCGCCCAUAAAGCAGAAAUAGUCGCUCCUCCUCCUCCUCCUCCUCCUCUUACUGAUUUGCAGGACGAAGACCAAAACACUACAGCGGCUGAGUUUAUUAUGGACAGGAGGAGCACACUUCUGAGAGACGAACUAGUCCUGCUGUUGGCGGUAAUGCAGCUCUGAGCUGGUUUGCCAGCCGCCAACAAACAUUUAAGAAGAAGAAGAAGAAGAAGAAGAAGAAGAACCGGAGGGAAAUACAAAACAAACGGCUGUUCUCGGUGUUUUGAAGUUGAGCUAUAACAGCGACUGUUCAGUGGACGACAGCUGCUGAAACCGGAGCAAGGAUGCAGAGGACUUCCCGUUUGAAGCGUGAACUUCAGAUGCUGAGCACCGAGCCUCCUCCCGGGAUAACAUGCUGGCAGACCGAGGAACGGAUAGACGAGCUCCGGGCCCAGAUAGUGGGUGGAACAGGGACUCCAUAUGAAGGUGGACUCUUCUCCUUGGAGAUCAAUGUCCCAGAAAGGUACCCGUUUGAACCUCCCAAAAUGCGAUUCUUGACCCCCAUCUACCACCCAAACAUCGACAAUUCAGGACGGAUCUGCCAUGAUGCCCUCAAACUCCCACCAAAGGGUGCCUGGAGGCCAUCCCUAAACAUCUCCACAGUCCUCACCUCCAUUCAGCUCCUCAUGACUGACCCCAAUCCAGAUGACCCUCUCAUGGCUGAUGUAUCGUCAGAGUUCAAAUACAACAAACAGCUGUUUACGGAAAAGGCCAGGAAGUGGACACAAGAACAUGCCGUUCAGAAGAACAAGGGAGUCGUGGAGGGCAACAAAGAAAAUACUCCAGAUCAGAAAGCUUCAUCCCGCAAAAGAGAGGCUCUCGGGACAGACCAGGAGGCAGUGGAGCCACCAAAGAAAACCUGUGUGUAGUUUCCAUCUUGCUUGUAAGAGCCACAGGUCUCUCCUCUCCAGAUCAAACAUUCCUUAUACACCUGCUUGUAAAGAGUAUGAUAUUACUUUUAAUUUAGCGCUAAAACCUACUUAAUUUCACUUUAAAUGUAUUCCUUUUCCUAUUCAAGAAAUAAUAUAAUAUAAUAAUAUAUUUAUAUUGUAUUGUAUACUUUUUUAUGUUUGUGU